AUAUUUGAAAGUUCAAAAUCACACUCUCUCACACACACGAACGCUCUCUCUCUCACAUGCUCUCUGCCACACACACACACAGUCGGUCUUGAAGAUACAGAAAAGAACGUUGAAUCGAAGCAGCCAUUAAUUUAAUCUGGAAAUGUAUGCUGUGAGGGUGAAAUGACCUGUUAGAGUUUGAAUUGUGUAUUUUCCUUUUCAAUCAACUGAAAAAUUUUCUUCAGUUUGGUUGAAAAUGGAGAGGAAUAAGCAGAAAAAAUCGAACACGCCUUGCCCUUCUUUUGAAGGGACAAUUAUGCAGAACUUAUUAGCUAAAGAAAUGUCGGAUGAAACAUCGACCAAAAGGCGGUCGCCAAAUCUUAUAGCCAAGUUGAUGGGUCUAGAUGGACUACCAUCUCCCCAGCCUACUGCCAAAAGAAUCGAAAAGCCAUUUAAACAUGAUCAGUUUAAUAAGAAGAAAACAACAAUUGAACAACAACAUUUUAGAGAUGUUUAUGAAGAUCCACAAGCAUCACUACAUGUUGAAAAUCGAGUUUAUACAUCACAAGUGACUGCAAAAAGUAGAUACGCGAAACUGGAACUGGGAUACAUCAAGGAAAGAUGUGAUGAAAUGAUUAGGGAAUCCAUUGCAAUUAAAACUAAACUCGAAAGGGUGGAUUCCAGCCCGGACUUGACGUUGAGUUUUCUGAAAAACGGUCGGCAAGAUAUUCCUUUAGCUUCUAACGAGAUCAUAGUUUUUAAGCCAUCGAAUGCUAGUAGAUACGGGUCCCAUGGCAACGCCUUGAAAGAAGCAGUAAACUGUCGUGUUCCCGCUUCUCAUCGAAGAAAUGAGAACGGACAUUUACGAUACUCCUGUCAUUGUAAUGAUAACUCGCAUAGAUCAUCUAGAUACCGGUUAGAAAGGAAAGACGCAACCUUUAUUUCUCCAACUGAAAUUGUAGUCAUUAAGCCAAAUGUCGUAAAGAACUACAUCGAUAAAAAGAUUCUUCGUUCUGCUGAUGAAUGUAGGAAGAAUACAGAAUCAGAAUUUUAUCGCAGGGAACCGAAAACAAGAAUGUCACAAAGGUGGAAAACUAACGGGUAUAAAGAUGCGAGAAUGGUUGGUAAAAGCAGCACGCUUGAAAAAAUGCUUUCUGCUUCCAACGGUGAAACAAGGGCGCAUAGCGAAACUGGAUAUUUCAUGGGCCCGUAUGAGGUCAGUGAUGGAUAUGGUUGGAGAGACGAAUAUCACAGAAGUACAUCACGUUCAAGAUCACUCCCUUUGUCUCUCAACCGAAGUAAAAACAUUAGUGAUUAUUAUGAAGCUCAUGCUGAUGAGAAGAUGAUGGUACAUGAGAAGCUUGUUCGUCGAGGUAAAAGUAAGGGAGUGAUGGGUAAUUUUAGCGACAGAGAAGAUUCACGAUGCGAAACUUUACAAUACGGUGAAAGAUGUCACACGUCUAAUCGUUGGAAUGCAUGUACUCCGGAGUUUGAUGAUAUUUUACCAAGUCGGACUUACUUUGAGUACAAGGAUCCUGCUGAACAAGAGUCACUGAUUUCUAAUAUUCAUGAUGCGACCGCAAAUGCAGCUUCGGUUAUUGAUGUCUGCGUGCUAGGAGACGCAGAAUCCUCUGCUGUUGAUGGAGAUUGUUUGAAUCCACAGGAACCAGUGACUGCAAACGCACAUGGUACUGUUUCUGUUCACUUGUCUGGACCCGAGCUAGAAUCUUCAAAAGGCUCUAAAGAGUUUGAGUUUAGCCAACAUGAUCAACUCUCAGUGCUGGAAGUUUCUCCAACAGAUGAUUUAUCAUUCGGUUCUGAUAGCUUUGAGAGAGUUAGUUCCGAACUACACGAGCUCAGGAAACAACUUCAUAUGCUGAAAACGGAGUCAGGAACAACUUAUGAUAGCCCAAACGAUGAAGACACAGAACAAAUAUCAUCAUCAUGUACAGUUUCCGAGUCAGAGAACUUGGAAUCUACAUACUUAACAGAUCUCCUACAACAUUCUAACUUUUAUGAUCACGACCCGUAUACAUUCAUAAGUAAAUGGUAUACCGUAGAUCACCAUCCUCCUAUACAUCCUCGGUUAUCUGAUCAUCUUGAAAAGAAACACUCCAAAAUCUCGAGACUUGAAAGACGGUUGUUUCAUGAUCGUUUAAGCGAAGCAUUGUUCCUUCUUUCCAAGUCUAUGGUAUCAUGGUCGUUUGGUCAAAAAGGAACUAAGAUGACGUGGACUGAGAUUGGGUUUAAAGAUCGGUUGCAGACGUUGCUUGAUAAGCAAGAAAAGGAAGCAAACUGGGAAUUUGAGGAUAUGUUCAUUGACAGUGAUCUGGAAUGGUUUGAACCGGCGAGUGAAACCGAUUUUGUAGGUAUGCAAAUUGCUGAGGUGUUGGUAGAUGAGUUGGUAGUGGAAAUUGUUAGUAGACAUUGGUAGGGAAAGUAGAAUGUGGUGUAAGUGCAGGUUUGUAGGCAUAGAACCAAGACAGCAAAAUAAUGGGAAAAAAGAAACAGGUCAAUAGGUGAUGAAGGAAUGUGGUGUUUUUUUGAGAAAAUAUUACAAGAAUAUUGAAAGAUGUGAUGUGGGAUUUGGAUUUUAAAUGCAACAAUAAUAACAAUUUGUUCUUGUAUCUCGGAAACCCAUUAUUUAUUAUCGAUCAGGUUUCUCUCA
This is a messenger RNA of Helianthus annuus (common sunflower), 2647 nucleotides long. RefSeq lists its product as uncharacterized. The transcript is spliced from 5 exons. NCBI's taxonomy places the organism in Eukaryota, Viridiplantae, Streptophyta, Magnoliopsida, Asterales, Asteraceae. The record is from RefSeq and is a predicted model, not a curated record. Bases 236 to 2413 code for a protein of 725 amino acids.